Suillus bovinus is the source of this 815-nucleotide messenger RNA. RefSeq lists its product as uncharacterized. The coding region runs from base 454 to 768 and encodes 104 amino acids. The transcript has a single exon. Lineage: Eukaryota; Fungi; Basidiomycota; Agaricomycetes; Boletales; Suillaceae. The record is from RefSeq and is a predicted model, not a curated record.
CUUUCUCUCUCUCAGGCCCUACUACCACCGAUCCCUCGUUAGCCUCGGCACCGUCAUAUUCCUCUCCUCCCUCUAUCUUCUCCCGCGACUGUCCAUGAUCGCCAUCAUGACACACGACGUCCACAGCACAUCGCGACACUUUAAGUUUACUACAUCCUCCGACUCCUCAAUCUCCGCGAUGGCGCCUGCUAUUUCACUUGACAGAACACAAAGUCAAACUUCACAACAAAGUCUCCUCAUCCAAUACCUCAGUCAAUCCUUCCUCGCUCUAGAACCACCCACUAGCUUAUGUAUGAUCAAAAAUUCGCCUAAUGACAAUUGGCCCAUCAAUACGAAGCUAAAUCAGUCUUCGUGCGAGCGCAAUGCCACCAAUUCCUCACCCUCAAUCUGAUCGAAACGUCAUAUAGAACCCACCACCUGCCAGAUCAGGAAACAACAGUUAUUCAGACGAAGAUGAGUUUACCUUUGAUCUCUGAUACCGCAAACAGCAUAGAGGGUCAAGGCACAUCUUCGGAAUUCUCUUCUCUACCACGACGGAUUCAGAUCCCCCCCGGGACGCCGUUGUCAGUCUUUAAUUGCAUGAGCCUAUUUCACUGGGCGAUUGUAAUCGCCUCCCUUACAGUAGUUAUUAAUCGACUCGGACCAUGCUCUCUGCUCCCAGCCGCAGUUCGCUCCAGCCGCCACAUAAGCCUAACUUUCUUUUGGUAUUGGACUGACUCUGAACUCUAUGUAGCAUUAACCUACUAUAGUUGCUUCUGUCGUAUAUAAGUGGGAUUUACCGUAACAUUUUAUCACACAAUACUAGACUUUCGUCG